AUGGCCUUUGAGACAGAUACACCGCUGUAUCCUCUGAUCUUUUCCAGGUGCUUGCUGGUCUCAACAGUUCUCUUUUCAUUCUCUGCUCUCCUUGCAAGCUGCUGCUAUAUGGUGAUCGAUUAUACCCGCAGAUUGGCCAUUGAGAAGAGCCUAGUGAUGGGGAUGGCUUUGCAAGUGCCCCUGGACAAGGUACAGGGCAGCUGGCUGGGCUUGAUGACCAUACUGCUGGCCUGUAUGAAUAUGAUCAUCCUCCUUGCGGAUUUAUGCUGGAGCAUGCUCCAAGCCAAAGAACUCAAAUGGGAGGAGCUGAGUGCUGAGUUGGUGGCGCGCGUUGCGCCAUUGCUCUUUUACAUGGUGAACUUGCGCGACAUCGCGCGGUCGCCCAAGAUCAGUUGGUUUCGCAUCCAGGGGUUUAUGCAAAAUCCCUGCAGCGUGAAACAACUGUUUGAGGCGCUACCAGAGCGAAGCGAUACCUUGGCAGAUGAGCAACUUCGAAGGGGAAUGACCUGCGUGCUAGCAUACUUCGGGAGGUGUUGGAAGGCCGUCCGUGGACGAUUCCGCCCACCGGAAAAUCCAGAGCCCUUAGUUCUUGAGAUGAGAUCGCUGGACGCUGGCACUGGCAUACCCAGUGAGACCAGAGCAAGCAGCAUGCAAAGUGGGCAAAGUGGCACUACGCUGUCAGCAAAUGAGCUUCAGCGUACGAGGACCUUUGAGAAGGUCUUUGGAACAGACGCUCCUCACCUGGUUUAUCAUUUUCCAGCGCUGGCGUCAGACAGACCUGGCGCCAUGGUGUUCCACACUUGUGUAUGUGUGCUGUUCGUCGUUGCUAUGGUCAUUGGAGGUUUGAAUAUCGUUCCGCACUUGUAUCGCGAUGCUUUCGUGCCACAGGUGCUGGAUGUGGAUAUCAUUGGGGCCACAGGAAGUCGAUGUUACAACAGUCCCAGCUUUGUAGAAGGUGUUGAAUGCUGGAUCGUUCCAGAGAUGGGCAAGAAGGAAGUAACUUUGAUCUGGAAGCCGGACCCCACGUUGGCGAGCACCUUCUACUUGUGCCCGCUGGAUAAUUGCAAUCGGGCUGCCCCCAUUCUGAUCGAAAAUCACCUGGGAAGAGCUCAUGAGGCCAUCGUGAAGAUGGCCUUGAACUCAACGGCCUUUGGACAGCGCAGUUCUUUCCGCAUGCGAGGCUUUUUCGAACGGACGGUUGGCAUUGCAGUGGUCAGUCUCUCCCAUCUUCUGGUGACAGUAGGAGAUCACACCGAGGAUGGCCUGCACACGGUGUUCCGCAGGGCCCAGAUUUUUCAGGAAUCAGAUGGAUCUCAGCGGCAAACUCAAGAAAUCAACUUUCACCUUGCUGCAAACUGGAGACUCUUCCACUUGAAGGCUUCAGGUGAGGCCACUUUACGACUUCUGGACAAACGUUUGCGGACCACUGAGAUGAGAAGUUUGGGAUGUGCUGAUCCCAUGUGUGGAGACAACUAUUGUUCGCUGAGAUGUUAUCGAUUGGAUCCCAUGGUGUGCAAAGGUUCCUGCGAUAUCUACCUGGACAUCACACUCCAGCCACGACUGAAGGCCAGAGCGCCGACUUUGAGCCCUGAAGAUGAGCAUGGUCCUAGGCUCACCCAGCAAAUUGGCGUCAAGAUUCGGGAUUUGGACGGUUACUAUUUGCAAGCAUUGUUGGACAAGCAAAAUCAGGUGGAGCGCCACAUGCAAGGAAGCACCCCGAGUCUUCUGAAUCUUGCAUUGGAGCGGCGGAAUCAGCUGCUGGAAAAAGCCUUUGAGGAAUCCAAAGUUGGCCAUGGCAAAGGUCCGUGGACCAAGAGGCUCUUGCUGAUUGGCUUGACAGGUGCAGGCAAAUCCUCGGCAUGUUUCUUUCUGCUGAAUCAAUCCAGCUGCAAGUUCUCCAACAGUGCGGAGUCUCACACGAAGCAGGUCAUCGAAGUGACCGGACAGGCUUUUGGGGAUCCCCGAGCCACGAUGCCGCGACUGAAGAUCUUCGAUAUCCCUGGCUUUGCGGAUACCAAGGGCACUGAGUCGGACCAAAAGCAAUGGGAAGAUACGGUCACACAGCUCCGAAACCAGACUGGUGAGGAUCUUUUGCUGGAUGGGAUUCUUUGGGUUGUCAACGGCGCCAUCCGCAGACAACUGGACCUUCGACGGCAAAUGUUACGACAAUAUCGACGCACUUUUGGACCUGCUUUCUACGACCACCUGCGAAUCAUCAUAAAUUUUGUGCCCAUGAUUGACCAUCUGUCGACAGAUGACCUAUUGAAGAAAUGGAUGUCCGAAUUUCGCAGCUUCAUGCUGAAGGAGGAAAAGGAUUUGCUCGGAAAGGACUGGGAACCCUUGAAAGCCAGAGUAGAGAAGGCCAUUGAGAAGAAACUGUCCAUCCAUGUGGUGAACCUGAAUCCUAUGUACUUGGCCACUCAACGGCUGAGCGUUCCACUGUCAGCACCAUUGGUGCAAGAAAUGCCUCCCUUCAGUUCCCCUGUCAACUUGCCAGAUCUCCUGAAACUGGUGCAGGAUCUACGGGACCAGGCCCAUCCACCUAUGAACCUCUCAGCUGGCUACGUUCGCCUCGGGGUUGGCGAAGUCAAUGCUUCGGCCUCGCGCCUGGAGCUGAGGGUUCCACCCAACGGCAGUACGGUGGUCGAGGCAACGAUCGUGGGACGCUUCCUGGGCUCGGGUGAUGGGCUUUUAGCUCAGCCAGGUGACAAGGACUGUGGUUCUGCGGCCAGCGAGUCGUAUUUUCUUCAACGGGACGGCAAUGAUGGUAGGGACGGUCCCGACCAGACUCACCACACCUUCAGGGUGAAUCUUCCUAGUGAGGUGCUGGCAUGGGAAUCGGUGAAGUUCUGCUUUUGCGAAGCGCCGGGGUGUGACCAGAUCAGUCGGCAUUGGCAAGAUGCUGGGACAAUGCCCUUCAUUCUGGGCGCAGGCACCGGGAAUCUUGCAGAGUUCUGUGGCAGGUGCUUGCUUCAUUCCAACGAGGUCUGUGUCGGAGCAUACAGUCAAACCCGCGUCCAAUCGCUGGCAACUUUCUUGGAGAGCCCGGUUGCACUCGUGAGACAGUUUGGCAGCGUCAGCAUUGGCCGACAAGAUAUGCACAUGGCUAAGUGCGGAACGCCAUGCCCAGCCGGCGUUGCAGGGGAAAUUCGCUGGAGCAACUCCUUGCAGAGAUACUCCGGCAGCUGCAUUCCGGUGAUGUGCCCACAAAACUCCUCGUCUUCCGGCAAGUUCCUCUCAGAAGGGUGCACCUGCAAUGAAGGAUUCGAAGGGGAGAUCCGGCCAGAGGUGGGUCCCCCGUACUAUAGCGGCGGCUGCAGAGCAAGAUCGUGUCCGGCCAACUCUACCGGCGAAGCGCCAAAUUGCCGCUGUUUGCCAGGAUUUAAUCCAACAAUCAAACGCACAGCGAUCGGUCUGAUGUUGCUUCUCGCCUGUGAAUCAGUGGCAUGCCCAGUUUUCUCCAUUGGGAUAGACGUGCCUUCUGGUUGCAGCUGUUCUCGAGGACUGCAUGGUGAAAUCGUUGCUGAAGCCUGGGUGCCUUUCUAUUCUGGCAACUGUGGGGAGGCUGCCAACACGGUUACCGGCCCACCGUGCUCCAGACAUUCCUUUCCUAUUUCGGAAUCGCUCUGUCAGUGCAGUCCGGGAUACCAAAGAGCAGGCAACAACAUGCAGACCCAAGUCGCCCAAGACGCACCCUUGACAGAGGGACCAGACACUUCUUGUGUUGCUGCUCCAUGCCCUCCACACUCCAUUGGCGAGAGUGUAGCCGCGGGUUGCGACUGCGAACCUGGGUAUUCCGGUAUAAUCACUGCCAAGUCACUUGCUCCCAAUAUACGUGGGUCUCCUUGGAUCGGGCGCUGCCGGGCACGAGUUUGUCCAGCUUCAACCCGAGGGGAUAACCUCACCAGUGGCUGCGUGUGUCUUCCCAACUCCGUGGGGCAGAUCAUUGCCACAGCCGUGCCCCCCGACUUUUUCACCGGAAGCUGCACAGAAGACGCGAAGCGUUUUGCUCCCCACACCUUUGGGGGGAACGCCGUGGAGAUUCUCGCUCAAGCGUUAGUGGGUUGUCCAGUGACAGUCCUUGACCUAGCUGAUAGCAGCAUCGAUGACAGGGAGGUGAGGACGCUGGCCACAUGUUUGCCUGGAAGCCACCUGAAACAUUUAGAUCUCAGCGACAACCCAAUGAUUAAAGUGGCAGGUGCCUUCAGCAUCGCGGAAUUUGGGGGGGGCCUUGAAAGUCUCAGUUUGCAGAACACUGCUCUGAGCGGCACUGCCUUGACCGGCAUCACCGACACGUUGCCAGUGUCUGCCUUACAACACUUAAAUUUGAGGAGCGCUUGCCCCUUCGUUUCUGCGAGCGGACAUAGCCCAUGGAUGCAGAGCCUGCGAAACGCUCUUCCCCGCAGUAAGUUGCAAUUUCUGGACCUUGGAAAGAACCUGUUGCGGUCCCAGGAGGUUGUCCAAUUCGCACCUGGGCUGGCGGGAAGUCAGCUCAAUGAACUCAGAUUGGAUGGCAACAAACUGGGAAAUACUGGCGUAAUGGCACUGGCACGGCACAUUCGUAAUUGUCCACUUCGCAGUUUGGACCUUUCAAAGAAUAGGAUUACUGACGUGGGAGUUGGAGCUCUCGCGAACGCAUUGCCUGCGAGCAAACUGCAGGUCCUGGACUUGUCCUCUCAAUUCAUUGGGGAUAAAGGUGCAGGGGCUCUUGCAGAAGCAUUGCUGAAAGGUAGCCGGCUUUAUGACCUGCGAUUGCAUGGGAAUGAUGUGCACUUGGCGGGAGCCACCUCUUUGGCCGCAGCACUGUCCACGGGGGUGCCGUUGAAGCGCCUCUCCCUUACCAUCAACCUACCGUCAAAUGGAGCCCUGGAGGCCUUGGCCAAUGCAUUGCCAAAGAGCCAACUGCUCAGUCUGGAAUUGAAGAUUCUGUCAGUUCAAUGUGGAGGGGUGGCGGCUCUGGCGAAAGAAUUGCCCCGAAGCCAAUUGCAAAGCUUGCGUUUAAACCUGCCAUUGAACGAGAGAAGCUGUGCAGAGGAGAUCACAGCUUUUGCAAAAGCAGUGCCCAGCAGCAAGCUGACAAAUUUGAACACGCAGUGGAGCAAGGUGAUAAGAGUUGGUGGGGCACAGGCUUUGGAAGCCGCUUUGCAGAAGCUGCACUGGUUCGACAUGAGCUCUUUAAACGCCGAACAACUGAAGCUCGCGGCAAAUGUCUUGCCCAACAGCUCCGUAACCCGUCUGACGCGAGAUAUCUCGAUGCAAACUCCCGGCGCCAUUGAAGCUAUCUCACAGAUCUUGGAGGAUUCUCAGACUAAGAUUGAAGAACUGGACUUGGGCGUGCAGGGUGAUCUGCUUGCCUCAGAAGUGUUGGCUCUACUCACUGCGUUGCCACGAUCCAAGCUCACCACAUUAGCUAUGCCCCGGGCAGACAACUCCGAGAAACCCAAGGAUGGGGUUGAUCUGGGUAUCUACCUGUCCUGGGUGAAGAGCGAGUUUGACAUCGAGAACGCAUGUUUGGAGCUACCCUUCACCCUGCUGGUGUUGGUCUCCUUUUCAGAAAUUUGCUGCUUGACGCGUCAAGAAUUUGUGCCGAUGCCAACGCCAUCAUGGAGUCUACCUGGGUGGCAUGACCCCAUUACAGGCCAGUUGCAGUCCCCAAAACACCGAGGUCUACGACGUCGCUUAGGCUUCUUGCCACUGGUGGCCAGACACGUGUGGCCAUUCUCUGAAGACUUGCAACUCGCGAAUUUCACUUUGAUGGCUUGGAGCCAGACGAGACGUGACAGGUGA
This is a messenger RNA of Cladocopium goreaui, 5787 nucleotides long. The record is from the annotation of a GenBank genome assembly. NCBI's taxonomy places the organism in Eukaryota, Dinophyceae, Suessiales, Symbiodiniaceae.